GACUUCAUUCGCCCAAUGCGUUUCAUCGACCAUUGAAAGGGCUUAGCCUUUAUUUCCACUAGAUGCCGCAAUCCUGACUGAAGAAACAUAUGAGCUAGCAGGUGCCCCGAUAUACGGUUGUGCUGGUUUCUUUACUUUUGUGCGACUUGCCCACAGUACUUAUUCCUAAAACCCACGCACUCUCCGUGGUGGUGUGGAAGAGCAGCCAUGUCGUUUUUGGGCGACCUUUUCAGUUGUGGUCGGGCGAGACGGACGCGUGAGACGUCGACAGAGCCGCUUGAAACAAACGACGCGACGCCCGAGCCCAGCAACGCACAUGGAACUACUGCAACCACCGUUCACCCCACGAUUGAGGAGCCGAACGACAUCCCCACGCUCAAUGAAGACCGUAUCGAGCGCGUCGCGAAUCCAGUGCGCGCAAGUGUACGGUCUGGUGUCGAGAGUCGCGGUAGCGGGCUGAGCAAGAACGAUGAUGUCGAGCUGGCUGUCAUUUCGGAGAAGUCGAAACCGAGUGCGGGAUGGAUGGUCGAACAGAGGGUCCUAGUCACCGCUACGUCCGCCACAAAGCAAGACACAUCUUCAUCGGCCGAAGAGCAGGAGACCAAGCAGGAACUCGAACAAAAGCACGAGCAAGAACAUCCUCGCGCUGUCACCCCGCCUGUUCGCUGCGCCACCCCUGAGCAGGAGCCAUGGAACUCAACUCCUGUCGCCUAUACACAAGUAGAGCCUGAAGUUUGCGACACUGCCGUCACUGCACCCAUUCGAAGUGCGACACCUGAACCAGAAACCCGUGCGAUCACCCCCGAGCAGCAACCCGAGCAAAGCACCCCGUCCGUACAGGACGAGACACCAGAACUGGCCCUCGCUGAAGUCCCAUCCCCUACUCCUGAGAUUGACGAUGUUGUUGAAGACGUCGCGACGCUCAAGAAGACCGCACCACUUUGCUUCCUCGACAUGCCCCCAGAGAUCAGAAACCGCAUCUACGAGCGCAUGAGCGAGGAGGUGCCCAUCAGGAUGUGCCGACACGAUGAUCCAGCAUUGGCCCAACGCGAAGACGAACCUAAGCCGACAAAGCGGAGGCAAUACUACAACCUCACGCAGGUAUGCCACCAGCUUCGCGAAGAAUUCCUACCGAUAUACGCGGAGAAGGCACACUACAUCAUCGACCUGUGGAGCCAGAAGUCGAACCUGGUCAAGAUUGAUUCGCUCAAGGGCCAGGUCUCUUUGGAUAUCGAUGCUGCGUGCUUCGACAUGGAGCCCAUCGACUUGCUGCCGCUCAUCCGAUGCCUCGUCCGCACACGUCGCACCGACUGUCGCUUCACCUCUACUGAGGGAGUAGUCUUCCGCAGCAUCUCCGAGAUCGUUGGUGAGCUCAACAAGCUGCUGCCAAACCCUGCCAACAGCAACCAAAGCUGGCUUACCGCAGUCAACGGGCCGAUGAAGAGGAUCGACUUGCAUCUGUUUCCCCACGAUGACAUCCGACAGUACUACCGAUUCCGUGGUGCUGAGCCCCUGCUGCGCGUAGUCUACCCAUCGGCUGUGAGUGAGGAGUGGAUGAAGCGGGCUUCCAAGUCGGAGGGAUACGAAGCGUACUUGCAAAAGACUGGAUUGGAUAAGUUCGAGAUGCAUGUCGUUAUCGGCCACGCUUCUCGACGGACCACAAACGAAGGUCGUCUGCCGCUCGACUGGCGCAUGAGUUACCAACUGUCGAGGCACUCCAUUGACGGCCGCGGUCCUCGCAUGUCUAUGGAUAUCGCAGCUGCUCGCAUGUCUAUCGACAGGGCGCCUCGGAUGUCAUAAUGACGAAUUGAUAAUGUUUGGGGCGAAUGCGCAUCCUGCGCUUAGUGCUUACGUCCUGCACUUCACGUUCGAGCUGUACGCCAUUUUGAGUAUGGCUGUUUAUGAUUGUAACAGGGCGCAGCGCCCCUUUACCUGUAAUGUUUUCUAGGGAGGACGAUCUGUUUGUAAGCGCAUGGCGUGAGCCUUGGCCGUCCAGUGACGAAGCACACUCAUCCGCAGUCGCUACGGGCGGCCUCAUAGCAUCAUACCCUUUUAUGUUUUUUAUACCCUAAAAUCGAUCA
Alternaria rosae is the source of this 2081-nucleotide messenger RNA. RefSeq lists its product as uncharacterized. Bases 208 to 1800 code for a protein of 530 amino acids. Lineage: Eukaryota; Fungi; Ascomycota; Dothideomycetes; Pleosporales; Pleosporaceae. The record is from RefSeq and is a predicted model, not a curated record. The transcript is spliced from 2 exons.